Myxocyprinus asiaticus (Chinese sucker) is the source of this 9679-nucleotide messenger RNA. Its product is annotated as transportin-1. The transcript is spliced from 21 exons. Bases 4182 to 6359 code for a protein of 725 amino acids. Gene Ontology annotation, molecular function: small GTPase binding; nuclear import signal receptor activity. The record is from RefSeq and is a predicted model, not a curated record. Lineage: Eukaryota; Metazoa; Chordata; Actinopteri; Cypriniformes; Catostomidae. Gene Ontology annotation, biological process: protein import into nucleus. Gene Ontology annotation, cellular component: nucleus; cytoplasm.
GUUGCCAUAGCGGCAGUCAGGCCAGACUGCUUGUUGCCACGGCACCGUUUGUGCUCGUGACCUGAUUAGAUUCCUUACAGGUGGAAUGUCUGUGAGAUCUUGAGGAAGCAUGAUGUAUUGGGAGGGUGUCUCAGCUUCCAAAAUUUAGUUUUGGAUUGUUCUCCAUCAAAUUGCUUUGAAACAGUUUUUAAUAAUUUUGAAUGGUCACUGAUGUAAACAUCCACUGACCCAUUUGUUCAAAGGACUUUUUUAAAUGUUAGAAAGAUACUUAAGUCAAACAUAUGAUUUCAAUGAUCCAGAGAAUGACUUGGAUUUCCUAACAUUAGGAUUUCCAACUUCCUAACCGUUUUAACCAUUUGCAUUGAUGGUGGAAUGGUUAUUUUUUUUGUGCAGUAAAAUGGUAAUCCUGGUACUCUCAUUAAAGGGGUCAUGUCAUGAGGAAUCAAAUAUUCCUUGAUCUUUUGACACAUAAGAGUUUAUUGUACUAUUAAAAGCAUACAGUAAGUUUCAGAACUCUAGACAUGCUCCCUAGUCCAAAAAGUGCAUUUAUCGACACCAAGCUGCAAAAACAUCUCUUUCUCUAUUUCCGUGACUACUCUACAUCACUAGGGGACCUUCAUUAAUGCAUUACCGCCUCCACAGCAAGAGAUCAACGGCCCCUUCUUUUACAUCAUCGCCUCUUUGGUCCACCUACUGGUGCGCAGUCAUUGUGAAUGAUAAGGAGAGAGCUGACAGGUAGCAGUGACACAGCCAUUGCUAAACACCUAGAGGGACCAUUGCUGCAGUUGAUAUUUAACAACAAAGAGAUUGCGAUGUAGUGGAAGAUUCAAAAACGUUGUGAAGUAGCCUAUACAUCUAUGUGAAUGAUUUGUUAAAACUUCAGUGUUAGGUGAACAAGCAUUUUGUUCGGCUGAUCGCAUCCGUGAUAAGAGCAGCACAAGCAUAGGUAGACACGUGGACACCACUGCCUCAGGGUUUGACAGAAGCGGCGUGUUUCUCUGAAGAACUAGCUCUAAUCACUCUUCCAAACCAGGGGUAAGGUAUCCUUACUGUUGCAGUGUAUGGUACAAAUCUUAUUUUCUAACUGUAUUUGUUGCUUUAUAUAUGAACAUGACUUUAACAUGUUGUAAAAUCACCACAAUGUUUGGCUAUUAGUAAUGUACAAACUUACUUUAUGAUAUCUGUUUGAAUAUCUCUUAUGUUCUUUACUGUCAGUUGCUGAUCAAAAAGAAAAGGAAAAAGAAAAAAAGACAUUAAUAUCAGUCACAUAUAGCACAGAACUGGCACAGAAAGAGUGCAGCAACUCUCUCGUCUAUGGCUUCUCAUUUCGAAAACUGUCCCUUUUACUUGCAUCCUUUUCUUUGCAUCCAAUCAGCUACCUCUUAGGAUACAAUGAAAAGAUGCAAGGAAAGGAAACGAGGAUGGAGGAAUCCAAGUGAAAUGUAUUUGUAAAAUGAAAUGUCCUGCUUAUUUAAGCAUAAUUUCAGAGUGUCAGCUUUGCGCAGCUGCUUUCCCUCGGAGCGCUUGCCGUUAUGUUGUUCAAAUUUGAUUGAUUGAAAAAUUGAGAAUAAAUCCUAAUAAUUCAAGAUGCACUCUUGAAGUAUGUCACAAUUACAGUUAAAACAGUGAUGAAACAUGAAUUAGAACUGGGAGGAGAAUUUAUGCGUGCAUCAGGUGCAGAGGUGGGUAGAGUAGUCAUCAACUGUACUCAAGUAAAAGUACCAAGUCUUUUAAAAAUGUAUUACUCAAGUAGAAGUAAAAGUACUGUUAAUAAUUACUUGAGUAAGAAAGUAUCGAAUUAAAAGAUUACUCAAGUAGUGAGUAACAAGUUACAUUGCAAAUUACAUUGCAAAGAUCAGAUUUUUUAUUUUAACACCUUGUGUGCAUGAAUCAUGUGCCUAUGUCAUUCUUUAUACCCACUGUUACAGUGAUAGUUUAAUAAUGAAAAUGAUGAUAUAAUUUAUACACCCUCUUGUUCUAAACCAGUAUGACUUAGACACAAUGAACACAGUUAAGGUGAUGCUAGACAGAAUUUUAACCUCAGUCACCAUUCACUUCCAUUUGUUUGUCAUUUUUGAAAGUGAAUGGUGACUGAGGAUAUCAGUCCCUAACAUUCUUCCUAACACCUUGUUUUUGGUUGCAGAGAAGACGAAGACUCAAAGGUUUGGAACAAUGAGAGUGAGUCUAAAUGAUGACAGUAUAUUCAUUUAUGGGUGAACUAUCACUAUAAAUAUACUUGCCAGAUCAGGUUUGAAAAUUAGAAGAAAGGUUCCUAGCAAUUAUUACAUAAAAAACUUAAAUGUCUCACAGGCUAAAUGAUAUUAUUUUUUAUAACAUUGUAUAUUCUUAGUUAUGUAUCAAAGCAAGGUCGUGCAAUAUUAACACCUAACUAUCGCAUAAACGUAACUCUUCAUCUUCACUGUGUGAAAUAAAAAAAGUGCUUGUUUUGAGUGCUUACUGCUGUUGCUGCAGUGAUGAACUUGAGUCGAGUGACACAGCGCUGCUGUAAAGUUCAGGUGCCGUAAAAGUCCCAUUCAAAAAUAUCUCAAUAAAGUAUGCAUUUAUUAACACUUAUUGAAUUAAAAUCAGUAAUGUAACGACAGUAACGCCCCCCAUUGUAAUGAAGUAAGAGUAAAAAGUACUCACCAUUAAAUCUACUCUUAAAAGUACAUUUUCUCCAAAAAGUUACUCAAGUAAAUGUAAUGGAUUAAAUGUAGCGCAUUACUACCCACCUCUGGUCAGGUGCUUAGACAAAAGAUUUCCUCAUCGAAUCCACCUGUGCAUCAUCUCUCAUGCCUACUCAUAAAGGCUCCUCUGUCCUCGUUUUAAUUGUUUUUCAUAUAAACGUGCUAGAUGAAGGUCUUUUUGCUGCAUUUGCCUUGUUUUUAGAUGCUGAAAAAGAACUUCAACUGUUAAAAAUGCGUCUUGAGACAGCUGUGUUCUGCCUUAUUCAUUGCACUGCAUCUUGCUUUUUUAGCACAAGAAUGCGUUUGGUCUGAACCAGGGUCAGAAAUUAACAAGGAUUUAUGGCAAAAAUGCCACCGGAGUUGACAAAAAGGACUCCAAAAUUUAAAAUAUGGGGCCAAAAAGAAUGUGCCACUUAUGAUUUCCAUUUCUUAUUUAUAACGUGAUGUAUUUCUUUUUGUACUCUAGACCUAAUAUAUACAUCACAUGAAGUUAUUUGAUGUUCAUUUAAAUUUAUAGGUAACCGCUUUUCUGGUUAUUUAGGUUGAACAUGUAUUUUAAGGAAUUGAUUAAUUUGAAGUAUUUGAAAUAGCACAAUGAUGUCAGAUUGUCAUAUUUUGUAUGGUUAUAAAAUAUGCCCUAACAUUGCCCUAAUAAUGAAAAAAAAAAAACAAUGUCGCAAAUGUUACCCCUUAAUAGAAAAAUUAAUUUCUGACACUAGUCUAAAUAGCCUCUUUUAAAAAUGCUUUAGCUAAUAGUUACAUAAAUGCUAUACAUACUCAAGAAAAUAAUAAUAAUUAAAAAAAAAUGCUUCUCUAAAAGUCACAAGAAUUGAAUGCUUUUGUGUUGUUUUGCCAAAAGAAAAAAAAAAGUAAGGGUACACUUCAUUACUAGUCAGAUUUCUGUGUGUACACUGAGAUGAAAUCCUGGAGUCACCCAUGGAUGGGGCUAUGCCAUUAUUAUGCCACAUUAUUAUGGAACGAAUUUUGGCAAAGGAAAAUAUGUUUUUAAAUAUAAUAGAAUAAAAAAGAAUAAAAUAUAUUGAUAGAUGCAAGUAAAAAAGCACAGAAAUGACAUUUGCAGUCUUUUACAUGUUACUUUUCGCACUUUAACAAGCCAAACCCCCGCCACAUCACCCAACCCAACUCAAAGGUGUUAGCCAAUCAUAACAAAGUAUAUUGAAGUCUUAAAGGGGACAUCACAGAAAACUGAGCGUUUCAGACAGAGACAGGGUGGAAAAAGGUCAUUUAAUAUAUUAUGAUAUUUAAUACUAUAUUAUAAACAUUUUAAGUGAACUGUAAAUGAAAAUAAUCAAGUGAAAAGAAAAAAACAUGACCCCUUUAACUAUCUAAUUCCAGUUCAGGAGCUACGUAUGUUGACAAAAAAUUUUUGUCUGCAAGAGCCACUUGCUACUGACAGCUGUGUGACACUUUCAGGGGGCUUUUGGAGCUCUGCAAAAGAUCUGUGAAGACUCUGCCGAGAUCCUGGACAGCGACAUGCUGGACCGUCCGCUCAAUGUGAUGAUCCCAAAGUUCCUGCAGUUCUUUAAGCACAGCAGCCCCAAGAUCAGAUCUCAUGCCAUUGCCUGUGUGAAUCAGUUCAUCAUCAGUAGAACACAAGCCUUGAUGCUGCACAUAGAUCCCUUCAUUGAGAACCUUUUUGCACUGGCUGGUGAUGAGGAGCCAGAAGUGAGGAAGAAUGUGUGCAGGGCUUUAGUCAUGCUUUUAGAAGUCCGACUAGACCGUCUCCUUCCUCAAAUGCACAACAUCAUUGAGUACAUGUUGCAGAGGACAUUGGACCAGGAUGAGAAUGUAGCUCUGGAGGCUUGUGAGUUCUGGCUCACACUCGCUGAGCAACCUGUGUGUAAGGAGGUUCUGUCUGGACACCUGCCCAAGCUGACACCCGUCCUUGUCAAUGGAAUGAAAUACUCUGAGAUUGACAUAAUCCUGCUGAUGGGUGAUGUUGAGGAGGAUGAAGCCAUCCCAGACAACGAGCAGGACAUUCGUCCAAGGUUCCAUCGCUCACGCACAGUUGCUCAACAACAUGAGGGUGGAGACUCCAUUGAGGAGGAGGAGGAUGAUGACGAUGAUUUGGAUGAUGAUGAAACUAUCUCAGAUUGGAAUUUAAGGAAAUGUUCUGCAGCUGCACUGGAUGUCCUGGCGAAUGUUUUCAGAGAUGAUCUGCUGUUGCACAUUCUUCCUCUACUGAAAGAACUGUUGUUCCAUCCAGAGUGGCUUAUCAAAGAGUCUGGCAUACUUGUACUGGGAGCCAUCGCUGAAGGCUGUAUGCAGGGAAUGAUCCCAUACUUGCCUGAGUUGAUUCCUCAUCUGGUACAGUGCCUGUCUGAUAAGAAGGCACUGGUUCGUUCCAUCACCUGCUGGACUCUGAGCCGUUACGCACACUGGGUGGUGAGCCAGCCCCCCGACACCUACCUCAAACCCCUCAUGACUGAACUGCUCAAACGCAUACUGGACAGCAACAAGCGCGUCCAAGAGGCUGCCUGCAGUGCAUUUGCUACCCUUGAGGAGGAGGCGUGCACUGAGCUAGUGCCAUAUCUUGCUUAUAUUUUGGACACAUUGGUCUUUGCUUUCAGUAAAUACCAGCAUAAGAACCUGCUCAUCCUCUAUGAUGCCAUUGGCACUCUGGCUGACUCUGUGGGCCACCAUCUUAACAAACCAGAAUAUAUUCAAAUGCUAAUGCCUCCAUUGAUUCAAAAAUGGAACCAGCUAAAAGAUGAAGAUAAAGACCUCUUUCCUCUGUUAGAGUGUCUCUCAUCUGUGGCCACUGCCCUUCAGAGUGGCUUUCUGCCAUACUGUGAACCUGUCUACCAGCGCUGUGUUAACCUGGUCCAGAAAACACUCGCCCAGGCAGUGCUAUACCAGUCUCAGCCUGAGUUCUGUGAAGCUCCUGAUAAAGAUUUCAUGAUCGUGGCUUUGGAUCUGCUCAGUGGAUUAGCAGAGGGUCUCGGCGGGAACAUUGAACAGCUGGUUGUCCGUAGCAACAUUCUUACUCUCAUGUAUCAGUGCAUGCAGGAUAAAAUGCCAGAGGUACGGCAGAGUUCAUUUGCCCUGUUGGGAGAUUUGACCAAAGCAUGUUUUCAGCAUGUCAAACCUUGCAUUGCUAAUUUCAUGCCUAUAUUAGGGACAAACCUGAACCCAGAAUUGAUAUCGGUAUGCAACAAUGCAACAUGGGCCAUUGGAGAAGUAUCUAUUCAAAUGGGUUCUGAAAUGCAGCCAUAUGUCCCAUUGGUUUUACAACAGCUGGUGGAAAUCAUUAACAGACCCAACACACCAAAGACUCUGCUGGAGAAUACAGCAAUAACAAUUGGUCGUCUUGGUUACGUUUGUCCUCAAGAGGUGGCACCCAUGCUACAGCAGUUUAUAAGACCCUGGUGCACUUCUCUUCGUAAUAUAAGAGACAAUGAAGAAAAAGACUCGGCCUUCCGGGGAAUCUGCACCAUGAUCACAGUCAACCCUGGAGGUGUGGUGCAGGACUUUAUAUUUUUCUGUGAUGCUGUAGCAUCUUGGAUGAACCCAAAAGACGAUCUUCGAGAAAUGUUCUAUAAGAUCUUGCAUGGGUUUAAGAACCAGGUUGGAGAUGAGAACUGGAAACGCUUUUCGGACCAGUUUCCCCUUCCACUCAAAGAGAGACUUGCGGCCUUUUAUGGGGUGUAGAUUUUGCUGGGUUGAAAAGCUUAUUCACUAUGGGAGAGGAUGGGAGCCUCUAAUACCCAGGGCACCUGUUGUCCUUUACCUGGGGGGAAGGGUGGUCUAGCAGGGGUGGGAACCAUAUGGCCCACUGGACCCCUCUAGACGGGGUGGGAGGGAGGUGUAAGCUGUGGCGCUAGUCGACGUAACCACGCCAAGCCAAACCAAAACAGGGAGGAAAGUUUUUUUCAUCAUGUCAUAACAAUCAGCCAUGAGGGUGAAUACAAAAUACAUUGGCUGUGUCUCGUUUGGAAGGAUGCGUCCUGCAGAGGUCGCAUUUGUCGGCCGCAUACUUCAUCGAGGCUGUCUCGUUUCAGAAAAGCAAGUUGGACACUAAGAAUGCAGCCUUCGAAUGUGACAUUCUUUCACGGGAAUUCGGAGUAUGCAUGAGGUGUAUCCUUGGUGGGCACUCACAACCCACAAUUCUUUGCUUUAACGGAAAUGUCAAUUUUCCGUAAAUAUGAUGUUCAAAUGCAAGGAAUGUUAAUUCCCAAGUUGAAGUACCUCAGUAGAUGGCUGCAGAGUAUAUAAUAUGUAUAAUUAUAUUAAUAUAUAAUUAAAAUAAAGUAUUAGACUAAAAGUACACCUGUAAAAUCUAUUUACUUUUCUCUUUACAUCAUUAUAUCUCUCCUAAAAUGUACCUCAUACAUUCCCUUCCAGAGGGACUUUGUUCCCUUCUCACUCAAAGUGCUCGCGCUUGUUAAAGAGUGGCGUGCUGUCAUACCAACCAUGUUACGUUACGUUUCCAUUUGUCCUACGAAGGCCGUCUCGUUUAAACGAGACUUGUUUAAAGGAGGACACUCGGUAUACUGCAGCAUUCAAAGGACGCGUCCUACCUAGCAUGCAGCCUUCCAAACGAGAGACAGCCAUUGUUAGUAUUCAUUCACCAGGGCACUUAAUGUAACGGGACAUCCAGGGGAUAAAAGACAAUGACAUGAAGAUAUGUGUAAACUCUGUAGUGUUGCACCCCUAGGUUUGAAGUUGGAAGGUGCCUGAAAAAAAUUAUCUGAAAGCUUAAAACAAAGAAGUUUUGUGGGGUGGGGUGGGACCUAAAUCUAAACUGGAUGCUAAACAUAAGUCCUACGCAUGGGGAGAAAAAGGGUGUAGCUUGACUGCAUGAAAGUGUGCAGACGGUGUUUUGUGUGCCAGCUAUGCUCAGCAGUAGACGGCAAAUAUUUAAAGACAGUAAACGCUAAAAAUGUACCAUAUUUUAGACCCUGUCUGAAAGGUAACAACUUCGUAACAUAACCGUAGAAGUGUAAGUCCUCUGAAUGACUGCAUACUUUUUUCUUUUUUCUUUGUCUUGGUAAAUUAAGUUAGCAUGUAUAAAGCAAGAAGAAAGACUCCAUUGUAGCACAGCUCAGUGAAGAUGUUUGAAUCAAAUCCAUUGCACUGUACAAGGCUUUCAUAUUCAUACACUAUCUCUGUUUAGUGUAAAUUAAUGACAAGUCUCACUUACUAGGUUACUGUGUGGUUUGACAUGUGUCAGUGAAUCCUGAACACAAAUUUUGUUCAUUUUUAGACAUAAUACAUCAUCGACUUCUUUUUGCUUAGUUUGCUCAGAGCAUGAUUUUGAAAAUGCUGUUAAUAUCUGUUUUGACUGACUGGGUUAAUCUGGAUAUUUAGUUGUUUGAUUUGUGCAUGUUGGUGGCCCAAUGAGCAAUCUAUUUUUCUAGCCCUGCAUACAGACAAGUUUAAUAAUGCAGUUUUCCACCCUUACACAACAGGUUAUAUUCAUUUGUGUGACUUGUUUUAUUUUUUUACCUCCUGCAUGAAAUGCAAAAACGUCCCGCAUUGUGUUGUGUCAAAUCCUGGAAAAUCCAGUGCUUGUGGAGGUACUUGUGUCCCUCAUGUGCAUAGUAUCAAGCCUUAAAAUGCCUGAAUGUAUCCCAGAGUGUGAGGAUUUAGAGGCUACUGUUUAGGUAUUAAGAACUUUGUGGCUCCAAGUCACUUGUAGGUAAAAAUAGUUCUCUCAAGUAUAAGCUAAGAUCUGGAUUCAAGCCAGCUCUAAGUAUCUUGGGAAGCGGAGAUUGUGUCAAAAUUUGAAUUUAAUUUAUAUUCUCAUUGUAUAGGUGAAGAUCUGCACAUUGUAUUUGGUUUUGAGAUUAUUCUAUUUCAAAAGUGUACUGUCAUUUUAGAUCUGAACACCAUGGGAUACUUUUAGGUGUUUGUGAGUUCGUGUCUGUGUUGUGUUGGUGUAUGUCUUUGAGGUGUGUUUUUUUUUUAUUUAUUUUUUUUAGUUUGUCUGUCACAUUCCAGCUGUUUUAUAGAAGGAAUAGAUAACAGUGUUCAGAGUAAUUUCGUGAUUUUUCUGACAUGGAAAUGAAAAUGAUGGUGUUAAUGUUGGCAGAAAUAAUUAAUCUGUUAAGUGUGUUUUCUUACACUUUUGAAUGCUGCUAUGUGUUGUUAUAUUUUUACUUGAAUAUGUUAUGUUGUAGAGACCUCAGGAGGUAUGUUGUCUUUACUGUUUUUAUUUCUUUUGUGUAUGCCUUUCCCCUGGUUUAGUCUCCCAUUUUUAAUAAUAAUAAUAAUAAUAAUAUUAAUAAUAAUAGAGCAAUUCACUGUAACCCAUUCUGCUGCUGGUGAAUAUCCUUUCUAAUGGUCAUAUUUUUGUCAAUCUUGUCUCCUUGUAAAGGAAUGUAAAGCUGUUUUAUUAAUUAGAGGAGAUAUAAUAUCAGAUACUGUAGAUACACUUAAAUACAAUAAAUAGCUUACUUAAAAGUGUUGUAAUGCACAGCUUCAUGUGGGGAUAAAACAAAAUAAAUUGGCCCCUAUGUGUGUACAGUAGUUAUUUUAAUACCGUAUAUACUGUAAUGCCUUGAAGUUAGACUUAAGUUUUUUCAGAGGUGUGGGGUUUCAAUAUGGCCAUGAGCACAGUAAUGAAACUAAUGGUUUUACAACUUUUUUUCUUGUUUUCUUUUUGUGAAGUACAAAACUUGUUUUAAUUUUGUUUCCCCAACCCAAACUGCACCAACUGCUGUAUAGUUCUCUGUGUGGCAAUUAAAAAAGAAAUUUAAUAAUGAAGUAAACCUUUGCUCAAAAGCUCCUUUUUUUCUGACCUGAGAGCAAUUUCAUUUAUAGUGAUUUUGAUUUAUAAUCUGAAUUUCAAGAAAGAUGGAAAUAUUGAAAGUAAUAAUUUUUAGGGGCCACCAAAUAUUUUGGAUCAUGCAAAGAAUAUAUAUUGUACCGUAGAAAUUUUGUAAUGAUAUUUGUAUGACAUUGUUAUGGACGUGAGUUUGUUUCACUGCUUGGAUCUGUACAUUGAUAGGAAUAAACCCUUUUCAAAA